Molecule: messenger RNA, 1406 nt
Organism: Fusarium odoratissimum NRRL 54006
Lineage: Eukaryota; Fungi; Ascomycota; Sordariomycetes; Hypocreales; Nectriaceae
Product: pectate lyase plyB
Exons: 3
Coding region: 170-1144 (324 amino acids)
Molecular function (GO): pectate lyase activity
Source: RefSeq, a predicted model, not a curated record
GCUACCAGUAGGAAUAGUUGUGUUUGAAGUUUAAUGAGAGUGAUGAAAUUCUAUAAAGACCUCUUGAGAAGUCGAGAUAAUAAUAUCCAAAUUAUUGAAACCAUCCGACUUCGACUUUCCCAUAAGUGACUAUCCUGACUUACACAAGACUUCGGAAACAACCAGCAUCAUGAAGUUCACUUCAGCCAUCACUACCCUCUUUGCCACCUUGGCAGUUGCUUCCCCACUUGAGAGCCGCGAUGCCCUCCUCAAGCGCCAAGCUGCAGAGCCUUGCACCGUCGGAUACUGCACCCAGAACGGCGGAACCACUGGCGGUGCCAAGGGCUCGACUGUCACUGUCACUACAGUCGCCGCUCUCAUCGAAGCUGCUAAGCGCACCGAACCUCUCACCAUUAUCGUCUCUGGCAAGUUGACAGGCAGUGAUAGAGUUCGACCUGCAUCUGACAAGACCAUCAUUGGUGCUGCCGGAAGCUCAAUCACUGGUGUUGGCUUCUAUGUGCGUCGCCAGAAGAACGUCAUUCUUCGAAACCUCAAGAUCGCCAAGGUUGAUGCUUCCAACGGCGAUGCUAUUGGCAUCGAUGAGUCUACUAACGUUUGGGUUGAUCACUGCGACCUCUCCGGUGAUCUGAGUCUUGGAAAGGAUGACCUUGAUGGCCUUCUUGACAUUUCCCAUGGUGCUGAUUGGAUUACUGUCUCCAACACCUACUUCCACGAUCACUGGAAGGGCUCUCUGAUCGGCCACUCCGACAGCAACGCCUCAGAGGACAAGGGCAAGCUCCACAUCACCUACGCGAACAACUACUGGAAGAACGUCAGCAGCCGCCAGCCCCUCAUCCGCUUCGCUACCGUCCACCUCGUCAACAACUACUGGGACGGCAUUCUUCUUUCCGGUGUCAACACCCGCAUGGGCGCUCAAGUUCUCGUCCAGAGCUCUGCUUUCGCCAACUCUGUUGAGCGCGCUAUUUUCUUUGCUGAUUCCAAGGAGACUGGUUAUGCUGUUGUUGAGGAUGUCAACCUUGGUGGUUCGGUCAACUCUGCUCCUAAGGGCACUCUCACUUCUGCUUCGCUUCCAUACAAGGUUACACUUCUGGGAUCCGGAAAGGUUGCUUCCACUAUUCCUGGCACUGCUGGUCAGAAGCUGUAAGAAGGGGUUCACGAGAGCGCCGGUAACUGAAGGGGGAUGUUUGGAGGUUAGCAAGGUGCCAUGGGUUUGGAAAUCGGAGAGACUGAGUAUGAAGAACGAAUUGAACGAUCUGGUGGUCAUUGCUUCACUAUUGCUUCGAACUCUAUGACCAGCGAUACAUAUAUCUCAAGGGCCCAAUACUGAGUUCAAACACUGUAUAAUAUCCCAUGCACAGGAUAGUGAUAGAAGAUGUAAGAUUAAUGGCCAUAUAUGUGUAAAAGCG